AUGCGUUUCACAACCGCCGCUUUCGCUGCCUUUGCCAGCGCUGUCGCCGUUUCCGCUCAGUCUUCCCAGAUCAACGAAGAUGAUCUCCCAGCUGCUUGCCAAGUAGAUCCUUCUUGUGUGCAGGUUGUUGGACUUGCUGCUCAGUGUCCUUCGCUUGGUGGCAAUGUUUUCGAAGACCAAAGCUUCUUGCAGUGCGCUUGCACAAACAUUGAUCCUACUCUGUUGGCGACUUGUGCGCAGUGUGUGUCGACGAGCAAGGAUGGUGGUGAUGUCUUGGAGCUCCAGGCAACUUGCGCGCAGCUGUCUAGCGCGUCUUCGGGUGCUGCAGGAGGCAGUGCAGCUGGAGCAGGAACUGGAGCAGGAACUGGAGCAGGAACUGGAACUGGCACUGGGGCAGGAACUGGAGCAGGAGCAGGAGGCAGCGCAGCAGGAGGUACUGCAGCUGGAAGCAACGCACAGCCACCUACAGUCGGAGGAGUUGCUUAAGCUGGAAAACUGUUCGGCUUGGUGGUCGGGAGAUAAUGUGAAAGAAUUGAGAAGCAAUUCUUCCAAGCUCCGACGCUUGCACUUGCUUACUGUAAUACUACCCAGUGC
Molecule: messenger RNA, 594 nt
Organism: Cercospora beticola
Lineage: Eukaryota; Fungi; Ascomycota; Dothideomycetes; Mycosphaerellales; Mycosphaerellaceae
Source: RefSeq, a predicted model, not a curated record